AUGUAUCUACGCACAGCCCUUCUAUCUUUGUCCGCCCUUGCGGCAGCAAAGGAAAUGCCAAAGGACGAGUUGAGAGCCGCACAGCUUUAUGACUCUGGCAUCAGGCACGAAAACAACGUUGCCCUCAAGAAGGAGUCAUGGGCACGUCAGGAAGCUGCAGGCAUGUACAACUCUGCUCAGUAUGCUGAGAUCAAAGACAAAGUAGAGUGUCUGAACGGUACUGCGGUUACUGGAAAUGACGUUUUUCAAUGCAAGAAUAUUGACUUGCUCCAUUUCUUGUCCCAUGCUGAGCUAGGCAGCACUCGUGGUGUCGGAUCUUCGUCAUGGGGCUGGACAUCCGAGGACGGUCGCGAGUUCGUUGCUAUCGGACAACAAGACGGUGCCGCAUUCGCCGAAAUCACGGCUGAAGGCAAGCUCUCAUAUCUGGGCCGUCUGCCAGCCUACUCUACGCCUAGUACAUGGCGCGAGAUCCGUGGCCAGAACAACCUCAUGAUCAUCGGCAGCGAGGCAGUCGGCCAUGGAAUUCAGAUCUUCGACAUGAAGAAGCUAAUCGACAUUGACCCUGCGUCCCCCGUGACUUUCAGCAACAACGGCGAUUUGACUGGUCACUUCAAGGGCCUCCCUAAUGGCAGAACUCACAACGUCGUGACAAACCCUGAGACCAACUUCAUCUAUGCCGUUGGUGCGCAGCCAAGGACGGACAAGUGCAAAUCUGGAAUCAUCUUCAUCGACAUAACCGAUCCUUCGAAGCCAACAAGCCCAGGCUGUGCAUCGGAAGACGGAUAUGUACACGAUGCUCAAUGUCUUAUCUACCGCGGACCAGAUUCCGAGUUUGAGGGCCAUGAGAUUUGCUAUGGCUACAACGAAGAUUCUCUCACGAUAUAUGACGUGACCGACAAGAAAGCCCCAGUCAUUCUGUCCAACUCUUCCUACGAGGGUGCGGCAUACACCCACCAGGGCAACGUUCUAGACCCCAUGAACCAACAGUUCCUCCUGCUCGACGAUGAGUACGAUGAAUACGACAAGGUCGGCCCUGCUAUCCCUGGUCAUCCCAUCACGUACAUUUGGGACAUCUCGUCUCUCCGCGCGCCUAAACAGACUGGACUGUACAAGAGCGGAGCAAAGGGUAUCGACCACAACCAGUAUGUCGCGAACGGCUUCGCAUAUCAAUCGAACUACGGCACCGGAUUCCGUGUUCUUGAUGUCCGCAGCAUUCCCGAUGACCCGACGGGUGCUGGUGUGAAGGAAGUUGGCUUUUUCGACGUAUACCCUGAGGACGAUAACAUGCCUGGAGGUGGUACUGUCGACUUCGUCGGCACGUGGUCGAGCUAUGCGCUGUUCAAGAGUGGCCACAUCUUGAUCAACACUAUGGAACGUGGUGUCUUCAUCGUCAAGAUGCAGGAGGGAUUCGACAGAUAG
Molecule: messenger RNA, 1419 nt
Organism: Alternaria postmessia
Lineage: Eukaryota; Fungi; Ascomycota; Dothideomycetes; Pleosporales; Pleosporaceae
Exons: 5
Coding region: 1-1419 (472 amino acids)
Cellular component (GO): extracellular region
Source: RefSeq, a predicted model, not a curated record